This is a messenger RNA of Daldinia decipiens, 1073 nucleotides long. RefSeq lists its product as uncharacterized. The record is from RefSeq and is a predicted model, not a curated record. Lineage: Eukaryota; Fungi; Ascomycota; Sordariomycetes; Xylariales; Hypoxylaceae. Bases 581 to 835 code for a protein of 84 amino acids. The transcript is spliced from 2 exons.
CAGAUAGGUGCUUAAAUGCCAUUGCCAUGAUUCUUAAAUGUGGGUUAUAGUAAUUAACUAGGUCGCUAGGGGAGAACUCCAACCAGUCACGAUGAGAAGAAUCAUGCUAUAGUAAUUGGUAUAUUUUCGAGGUUUCCUAUGCACAUCUCUAUCUUGACUUGUAAUGCCUUACUCUACUCUAAUUUCAAAGCAUCUUAAAUCAUACACUACUUACGAGAUGGAACAAAAGUCUAAAGUUUAACAUUUGUUGUUAUGAUUAAAAAUAAAGGUACGUCUUUAUUCUUAAACUUGCCGAAACCUGCAGUUUUAUAAUGAUUAUAAGAACAACAAACCGAAGAGACUAUUUAUGUGACAGAAACGCAUAUGCAGGCGCUUACUUGACUAUUGGAUUGCAUUGGGGUUGUUCAGCUACGGCUAUCUUUGUAUCGGUUUUAAAAAGCAAAGUCUGUACAGCGUCAAGGGAUCACCGGGAUCGACCAUGGUGCUGUAGAAUCGGAUUUUUAAAAUAAUAGGUACCUAGGGGAUUUUAAAUCCGGCAAGACACAACACGUGUAUAAUAGCUUGCAAUUUAUAAAAUGCGAUGAAUAACUGUAAAUUUCGAUUCUUGCUAGUGCUAUUAUUAUGUCUCAAAAACUCCCUUUCUACAACAAUAUAUUGUCUCAAGAAAACAGCCACAGCCACAACGACAAUAAUAGUACGUACGGCAUAUAACGUCGAACUUGAUUUAUUUUCGGUGGUGCGUCAUCGAAAAUGGCUUCUUGCAGAUCAUUAUAUACAUAUGAAGACUUAUACGCUUACACGCUUACGCGCUUACACGACAGUCACGGUUGAAUAAUGAUGUUGGUCACGUGGAGGCCGGGCUUUGAGGCUGAUUGAAACCGGCCAUGUGCCGAUGUGCCGGGGGUUAGCAUCGGGCAUGCCGCACGGACUUGGCUUAUAGCUUAAAAUUCCCGAUCCAAUAACGAUGACGAUGACAGAUUCUUUUAAGAUCUCGACAGAAACCGCUUCUGCAGCGAUCGAUGCGUAAAUAUGUACAUCGGGUUAACCGAUGUAGCACAGCUCAACAGCUCAAC